UUUUACCCACAACUCUGUGCGCCGGAGGUGUGGUGUUCCAUGAUUAAAGAAGAUGGCGGACUCCUCAGUGGAAAUCGUAGAAGGGUGCCGUCUUCCCGUGCUGCGAAAAAAUCAAGAAAAUGAAGACGAGUGGCCGUUGGCUGAAAUUCUCAGUGUCAAAGACAUUCCUGGGAGAAAGCUCUACUAUGUCCACUAUAUUGACUUCAACAAGCGACUGGAUGAAUGGGUGACUCCAGACCGGUUGGACUUGAAGAAGCUCCAGUUUCCCAAAAAGGAGGCAAAGACCCCUACGAAGAACGGCCUGCCGGGGUCUCGCCCCAGUUCUCCAGAGAGAGAAGUGAGGAAGAGUCUAGAUCUCAACGUUCAGUCUGCUUCAGCUCCAUCAAGAGGCAAAACCCUCCCCACACCGAAGAGAAAAGCAGAAUCCGUGUCUUUGGCAACACAAGUUACUGCAGCGAUUCCAGUGCCUUCACUUCCUAGUUCUGCAGAGGCAAGUCAGGCCUCGGUCUAUCCAGCCAUGAGGGACUCGUCCUUCAGCAUUAAAUCCAGAGAAGAACAUGAGCCGCUCACCUCUCUCUCCACGAAUGGAACAACACGUCGUCUUAUUCCUUCUCAGCCUGGGAGAAAAAGGAAAAGUUGUGGAGGAACGGAUGAGAUAGUAAAGGUGUUCCAGAAUAACAACCCUCGCUGCUCCACCGUCUAUUUGCCACCAGGAGAGGAUUCGCAGGACAGUUCUGAUGGUAUCCCCUCUGCCCCUCGCAUGACUGGCAGUUUGGUGUCGGACCGCUCACAUGAUGACAUCGUCACGCGAAUGAAGAACAUAGACUGUAUUGAGCUGGGCCGGCACAGGCUAAAGCCGUGGUACUUUUCUCCAUACCCGCAGGAGCUCACCACCCUCCCCAUCCUCUACCUUUGUGAAUUUUGUCUGAAGUACCUCAAGAGCCUCAAGUGUCUUCAGAGGCAUCUGACAAAAUGCAACCUUCGACACCCUCCAGGAAAUGAGAUCUAUCGCAAAGGAACUAUAUCAUUUUUUGAAAUAGAUGGCAGGAAAAACAAGACAUAUUCCCAAAAUUUGUGUUUAUUGGCCAAAUGCUUCUUGGACCACAAGACCCUGUACUAUGACACGGAUCCUUUCCUCUUCUAUGUUAUGACCGAGUAUGACUCGAAGGGUUUCCAUAUAGUCGGCUACUUCUCCAAGGAAAAAGAAUCAACAGAAGACUAUAAUGUAGCCUGCAUUUUGACUUUACCACCUUACCAGAGAAGAGGCUAUGGCAAACUACUAAUCGAGUUUAGUUAUGAGCUCUCAAAAGUGGAAGGAAAGACAGGUACUCCAGAGAAGCCUCUUUCUGAUCUGGGUCUGCUCUCUUAUCGCUCUUACUGGUCUCAAACUAUUCUGGAGAUCCUCAUGAACCUCAAAUCAGAGAAUGGAGAACGGCCACAGAUCACCAUCAAUGAAAUCAGUGAGAUUACCAGUGUCAAGAAAGAGGAUGUGAUCUCAACUCUUCAAUACCUUAACCUCAUCAAUUAUUAUAAGGGUCAGUAUAUCCUCACCCUAUCAGAGGACAUAGUGGAAGGUCAUGAGCGGGCCAUGCAGAAGCGUCACCUCCGUAUCGACUCCAAAUGUUUGCAUUUCACUCCUAAAGACUGGAGUAAAAGGGGCAAGUGGUAAAGACUGGAGGAGGACUGCUAGCACCCACCAAUUUCGUUCAAGAGACUGUAGCUGGUCCACAAACAGACUUGACAAAACCAGUUUAAUAUUGUUAAAGAUUCCACUGUCCACAUCUGCAUGUUAUGUGACUGACGUUUACACAUUUUUAUACUCUGUGAGAUUCAUGUUAGUCUGUUAUUUGUCUGUAUGUGAGAAUGGAAAAUUGUAUUCGUUAGGUCCUCUUAGAUGCCUAUAUACACAGUUAUCUGUGCUCUAGUAAAGUGAUAUGACCUUGUUUAUUUUCAUUGACUUCCAUGAUACGAGUGACAGGAACCAUUGCUGACAGGAUGUAGGUUUUCCCAGCUAUGUGACACAGUUAAAAGAAACUGUAAAUAAGCAGCGAUUUUUCAAGAGCAACUACAAAUGGCAGUAAAGACACGUGAUCCAUCUCGUGUAUCAAGACUGAGAGUUUCAUCGUUCAUCAGUUGGUGUAUGUAGUUGAUUUAAUGUUCAAUCAAGGAUACUCGACAUAUACAAAAUUGCCAGCUUUUUUUGUAUAAGAAAUGGCUUCCCUCUUUUUUCACUUUUUAAUCAGAGUUUUUAAUCAGAGUACAUCAGACAGCCUUCCAGCCGGAAUGCUCUUUUAGAUCUAGCUAGCCCUCGACUUGCACAGUUUCUUUUUUUAUUAUGUUUUAUGCACGGAUUACAUUUUAAAUAAUCUUUUUCUCCAGAAAGUCUUCUUGGAGAAAGAAAACCAAUUUGAUUUGGAAAUCUGUUAAUGGCUUAAAUGUGAUUAGGCAACUAAUAAUGUUUUUUUUUUUUUUAAUGCUAAAGAAAAACAUUUUGGAGAAGAUCGGGUUAUUUAAAUGGAAUCUGUACAUACAUAAGAUAUAAAAAUGAAAAGCUAUUUGCUGGCUUAGCCAUUGUGGUUAUGGAUAUGUGGCCAAAACAGAGAUGUUUCCUAUAAACAACUGGCAAUUUGGUUGUGUCGAGUAGCUUUAAACUACUACAUUUGCUUACUCUCAACAACUCUGUCUUGCCAACACAUGAAAUUCGCUGCUUGUUUGCAUAAAGUUCAACUCUGGACAGGCCUACAUCCCGACGCCAAUGGCCACUGUGUCGCUGGAGGUCGGCAGCUCUUCAUUGAAAAUGAAUCCAGUCACACUUUAUUGCGUGUCAUUGGUGGAGUGAACUGGGCUGGAAUGGUGCUUUACAAUGUCAUUGUGUCUUUAUAUAAUAUACUACACUUAAAAUAAAUGUCUUUUCUACAUGGGUA
This is a messenger RNA of Pimephales promelas (fathead minnow), 2924 nucleotides long. It is a transcript of the gene kat5b, whose product is annotated as K(lysine) acetyltransferase 5b. Gene Ontology annotation, cellular component: NuA4 histone acetyltransferase complex. Gene Ontology annotation, molecular function: histone H4K16 acetyltransferase activity. Lineage: Eukaryota; Metazoa; Chordata; Actinopteri; Cypriniformes; Leuciscidae. Gene Ontology annotation, biological process: regulation of DNA-templated transcription; double-strand break repair via homologous recombination. The record is from RefSeq and is a predicted model, not a curated record.